Triticum dicoccoides is the source of this 866-nucleotide messenger RNA. RefSeq lists its product as uncharacterized. The coding region runs from base 108 to 656 and encodes 182 amino acids. The transcript has 4 exons. Lineage: Eukaryota; Viridiplantae; Streptophyta; Magnoliopsida; Poales; Poaceae. The record is from RefSeq and is a predicted model, not a curated record.
CAGCACCCCGCGCCGAGACCCCGGCCCCUCCGCCCAAGCGUCCAGCGGCGAGGGUUGCGCGACCAUCUUCGCCCCCUUACGGCCAUCGGGAUUCGGAGGAUGUGAUCAUGGCUGCUCCUCCGCCCAAGCCCGAGCACUCCGUCCCUACUAAUUGGCAUCGCACUGCGUACAGACUCCGCAACCGCGUCGUCCGGGAUACCAGCAACCGCAAGCCCGCCCCCAGUCGCUACGACAACGGGAUAGAAAUUAAGCAUGAUCUAACAUGGCAAACUCCGACGUGUGCACGUGUGGCUUUGGAACACUACAACAACAUGAAUCAGGGGGACGAGCAUGAGAUGGUUAAAGCAAUGAGCAGUCAUGUAUUUGUCUUCAAUGGUAUCUGGUUCCAUGCAAAUUUCCUUGCUAAGCGAAAAGGAGCCACCACCUGUGUUGAUCUCGUCCCCAAGUACUUCUUUGCUGAAUUGAAAAUCGUGGGGACGAAGAAACUAUCUUGUGUUUCAUGUGUUAAGCUUGACCCAGGUGAUCCCAAAAACAUUGGUGGUUGUAGCCUGUGCUAUGAGAAUAUCAUGCAUCCUGCUGGCGGUGGAUACCACGGUACCCAACCUCGAUCUGUUCGACAUGCUCCUGGUGGCCUACAGAUUUCAUUCAAGUUCUGAAUGCUGGAAGUGGUAGAAUCGUCCAUCACCAUGCUAAUAUAAUAUAGGCGGAUGAAGAAGAAAAUUGUGUUUAAAUAUGAGCGUCAAACCUGUUCUAGUAGAAUCAUGCAUCAUCUUGGCUGUAAUGAAGGUUAAAACUCCACUUUGCUGUAUGUCCAAUGUUAUUAAUCUGUUUCAUGUAGUGGAAGGACGUGUUUGUUACAGUUUGUU